AUUUUGUCCACGGUCUCUAGAAGAAAUUUGGCAAAGCUUCCUCCUAUUAUCUUCCGGAAACCCAAUGCGAUGACUGAAUAGAAGUACGUUUUUACAUGUCCUAGAUGUUUGCGUCUCUUCAUUUCGAGUCAUUUCAAACACCACAACUCCACAAGCCCUCCUCCUGCGAACUCCCACCCCAGCAAUCCAUCCAUCCGUUUCAAGCUUCAACGGUAGAAAAUACCCUUUCUGCAAAUUCUCUCUUUUCUUCUUAAUUCUCAAGCGGACAUCAAUGGCGUCCUCCUCCGCUAAUAUAUGGGUAAUGCUAGGACUGGGUUUGGCUGGUAUUUUGCUUAUGACUAGAAAACUAAAAAAAACCAUCAGAGAAGACUUUGGAGCAUUCGUUCAAAGACUUCAACUUCUUCCUCCUCCUCAACCUGCUCCUCCUAAAGCACCUUACCCUCUCACUGCUCUUACUUUCGCUGUUUCAGACUUAUUUGACAUUGAGGGAUUUGUGACUGGUUUUGGCAAUCCGGACUGGGCUAGGACUCAUGAGGCUGCUUCAAGGACCGCUUCUGUGGUGUCAACUCUCGUAGAUGGUGGUGCUAGUUGUGUUGGGAGAACCACUAUUGAUGAGAUGGCAUACAGUGUCAGUGGACAAAAUAAGCACUAUGAUACACCCUCAAAUCCUGGCGCGCCUGGCAGAGUUCCUGGGGGCUCAUGUAGUGGAGCUGCUGUUUGUGUUGCAUCUAACCUUGUUGACUUCUCUGUGGGUGUUGAUGCCGUUGGCGGUAUUCGAGUGCCGUCUGGAUUUUGUGGUGUUAUAGGAUUUAGGGCGUCACAUGGAGCUAUUUCACAUUCAGGAAUUAUUCCUGUCUCAACAAGUCUUGAUACAAUUGGUUGCUCUGCCAAGGAUCCUAGUGUUCUUAGGCGUGUUGUUCAUGUCAUGAUGAAACUUCAAUUUGCAACUCCACGAAGUCCGAGGCAGAUAAUAAUAGCUGACGACUGCUUUGAGCUGCUUAAAGUUCCUGCUGAUCGCCUUGUUCAGCCUGUGAUUAAAUCUACGGAGAAGCUAUUUGGAAGGCAAGUUUUAAAGCAUGAAAACCUUGGCAAGUACUUAAGCUCUAAGGUCUCAAGUUUAUUGGAAUUGUCCGCCCUGCAAAAUAAUGAUCAAGUGAAGACUUCUAUGUUUAGUCUGCUCGCUCAUGUGAUGCAGUCCCUCUAUAGGUAUGAAUUUAAGGGAAAUCAUGGAGAGUGGAUGAAUUUAGUGAAACCUGAUGUUGAUGCCAGGAUCGCAGCACUGUUCCAUGAAUCCGUUGUGAUUGAUGAGAGUGAGAUUCAAAAGAUGAGUCGAAUGAGAAAUGAAAUGCGGCUUGCACUCAACUCACUUUUGAAGGAUGAUGGAGUGCUGGUUAUCCCUACAUUUGCUGAUCCUCCCCCAAAAGUGGGUGCAAAAGAGUUAUCAUCAGAAAUUUAUUUGAGCCGUUUGUAUAGUCUCUUAUCUAUUGCCAGCUUAUCAGGAUGUUGUGAGGUUACGGUGCCUCUUGGAUAUUUUAACAAGUGCCCCCUUUCAGUGUCCUUUAUAGCGCGGCAUGGAGGUGAUCGAUUCUUGCUUGACACAGUACAAACCAUGUAUUCAUCUCUUCAGGAGCAACUAGAUGUUCUUUCUAAAACAAAAUCUACAUCCAAUACUUUGAGUCGGGAAAGCUCUGCAGAGAUUGCUAAAGAAAAGGGAAAUCAAGCAUUCAAAGAUAAGCAAUGGCAAAAAGCUAUCAAUUUUUAUACGGAAGCAAUCAAGCUUUAUGGAAGUAGUCCAACAUAUUAUAGCAAUAGGGCUGCAGCAUAUUUGGAGCUUGGGAGCUUUGUUCAAGCCGAGGCGGAUUGCACUAAAGCCAUAAACCUUGAUAAGAAGAAUGUGAAGGCAUAUUUACGUAGAGGAACAGCAAGAGAAAUGCUCGGCUACUACAAAGAGGCAACUGAAGAUUUUAGAUAUGCCCUUGUUCUCGAACCAACAAACAAAAGAGCAGCUGUAUCCGUGGAGAGGCUAAAGAACCUAUUCCAAUAGGUUUGCGAGAAUCAUCUCCUUCAAGCUUCAAGUUCGAAUCGGACAAACCAUUUCUUCUGGGUCUGAAUUUACAUAAGACCACCUGGGUUCACUGUGAUAGCUAUUUGAUUUGGCUGAGGUGAUUUGGACAGCAUUUUGUCCUGGAUGCAUCCUGGAAGGCUGGCACGUAGUUUUCUCCUGAGAUAAAUAGUAUAUACGGCAUCUUCUAUCGAUCAACUUUUUUCUCAGAAGUUAUCCCUGUACCAAUCCAAGUCAUCAUUGAUAGGCAAACUAUAUAGUGAAUAGCAUUGUGGCAGCUGCUGAAAUAUUUUGCUCUCCGUCAGUUACUGCAAAACAGGUUUCAGAGUUUUCAACUAUCUUUCUCAGUUCUCUUGUGGAUCCCCUGAAUACUUCUUUAAUACACCAUUGGCGAUCGUGUUAUUAUUGUA
This is a messenger RNA of Beta vulgaris subsp. vulgaris (sugar beet), 2472 nucleotides long. Its product is annotated as translocon at the outer membrane of chloroplasts 64. Bases 272 to 2044 code for a protein of 590 amino acids. The record is from RefSeq and is a predicted model, not a curated record. The transcript has 13 exons. Gene Ontology annotation, molecular function: protein binding. Lineage: Eukaryota; Viridiplantae; Streptophyta; Magnoliopsida; Caryophyllales; Amaranthaceae.